AUGACGGUCAACGGGACACCAUGGCAGGCGAAGGCGCUGAAGGAUGCCCCUAUCGUCAUUAUUGGAGCUGGUAUGGGCGGCCUUGCUACCGCAUUGGCGCUAGCAAAGAAGGGAUUCAAAGACAUCCAAGUAAUCGAGCGGGCUUCCGGUCUGGGCUUCGUUGGGGCAGGUAUCCAGAUGGCACCUAAUGUGGCUCGCAUCCUCACACGCCUUGGAUGCUGGAGCCCCGUAGAGGCGGAAGCGACUGAUGUCCUGGAGACGAGUAUUCGAGAUGGUGCCUCAAACCAGAAGUUAGCUCAUGUUGACAUGCCCAACAUUCGAAAAAUGUACGGGUACCCGCACUGCACUGGUCACCGAGCCACUCUUGCUGGAAGCCUCUACGACGCUUGCAGACUCGAGCCUGCGAUCAAGUUCAAGUUUGGGCAUAGCUUGCGGAGCAUAGAAUCAUUUGCUCCGCAUACAACCUUCACACUCCAAACAGAGGCGGGAGAGACCUUGCAAAUGAAGGCCGCCGUCCUUAUUGGAGCUGACGGCGUCAAGUCCAUUGCUCGCGCAGCACUUCUUUCAAAAGCUGGGUUAUCGGAGUCUGUAGAGGACACUGGCCAGGCUGCCUACAGAAUCCUAUUACCUCGGCAAGCCAUGGAAAGUGAUCCCGAGAUGAUGGAACUUCUCGACAGCAACCAGGUGACUCGUUGGAUUGGAGAAAAGCGCCACUGGAUCUGCUAUCCCAUUGCCUCCAGAAGCAUCUACAACAUGUCUUCUAUCCAGCCAGAUGAUAACUUUGCCGCGGCUCCAUCGUCAACAUACACAACCAAGGGGUCUAAAAAGGCCAUGAUGGAUGUCUUUUCCGACUUUUGCCCUCUGGUUCUGCGCAUGCUCAACUUGGUGCCAGAGGGGGAGGUUUGCGAGUGGAAGCUACGCUCGCAAAAGCCUUUACCUACCUGGGUCCACGGAUCUGUUGCGCUUCUGGGAGAUGCUUGCCAUCCCACGUUGCCUCAUUUAAACCAGGGUGCCGGUUUAGCCAUCGAAGAUGCCGCCGUGCUUGCGGAGGUGCUGGAUCGCGCUCCUGACGCGAACCCCGAGUCCAUCAAUAAGUGUCUUCAAGUCUACGAGACACUUCGGAAGCCGCGCACAACGGCGUUAGUGGACCUCGCUGCCCUCUCUGGGCGGACACUGCAUUUGGGCCAGGGAAAGGCCAAAGAGGAGCGUGAUAAGCAGUUCGCAGAGGCAAACGGAGGUGGCAAGGUUCCUGAUAAAUGGGCGUCACCAGAGGUGCAGGAGAUGAUAUAUGGCUAUGAUUGUAUGCAAGAGGCUGCGGCCAAAUUUGAUGAGGAGUAUAAGAACCUUGAAAGGAGUAUUUCGAAUCGUCUGUAA
Molecule: messenger RNA, 1374 nt
Organism: Clonostachys solani
Lineage: Eukaryota; Fungi; Ascomycota; Sordariomycetes; Hypocreales; Bionectriaceae
Source: the annotation of a GenBank genome assembly